Procambarus clarkii (red swamp crayfish) is the source of this 2385-nucleotide messenger RNA. The record is from RefSeq and is a predicted model, not a curated record. Lineage: Eukaryota; Metazoa; Arthropoda; Malacostraca; Decapoda; Cambaridae.
AUGACGACCCCUCACUCCCAUGAAGGACAACGACCCUUCCCCAGAAGGACGAAGGCUUCCCCAGAAGGACUAAGGCUUCCCCAGAAGGACGAAGGCUUCCCCAAAAGGACGAAGGCUUCCUCAGAAGGACGAAGGCUUCCUCAGAAGGACGAAGGCUUCCCCAAAAGAACGAAGGCUUCCCCAGAAGGACGAAGGCUUCCCCAGAAGGACGAAGGCUUCCCCAGAAGGACGAAGGCUUCCUCAGAAGGACGAAGGCUUCCCCAGAAGGACGAAGGCUUCCUCAGAAGGACGAAGGCUUCCCCAAAAGGACGAAGGCUUCCUCAGAAGGACGAAGGCUUCCCCAGAAGGACGAAGGCUUCCUCAGAAGGACGAAGGCUUCCCCAGAAGGACGAAGGCUUCCCCAGAAGGACGAAGGCUUCCCCAAAAGGACGAAGGCUUCCUCAGAAGGACGAAGGCUUCCUUAGAAGGACGAAGGCUUCCCCAGAAGGACGAAGGCUUCCUCAGAAGGACGAAGGCUUCCCCAGAAGGACGAAGGCUUCCCCAGAAGGACGAAGGCUUCCCCAAAAGGACGAAGGCUUCCUCAGAAGGACGAAGGCUUCCUCAGAAGGACGAAGGCUUCCCCAAAAGGACGAAGGCUUCCCCAGAAGGACGAAGGCUUCCUCAGAAGGACGAAGGCUUCCCCAGAAGGACGAAGGCUUCCUCAGAAGGACGAAGGCUUCCCCAGAAGGACGAAGGCUUCCUCAGAAGGACGAAGGCUUCCUCAGAAGGACGAAGGCUUCCCCAGAAGGACGAAUGCUUCCUCAGAAGGACGAAGGCUUCCCCAAAAGGACGAAGGCUUCCUCAGAAGGACGAAGGCUUCCUCAGAAGGACGAAGGCUUCCUCAAAAGGACGAAGGCUUCCCCAGAAGGACUAAGGCUUCCUCAGAAGGACGAAGGCUUCCUCAGAAGGACGAAGGCUUCCUCAGAAGGACGAAGGCUUCCUCAGAAAGACGAAGGCUUCCCCAGAAGGACGAAGGCUUCCCCAGAAGGACGAAGGCUUCCCCAGAAGGACGAAGGCUUCUCCAGAAGGACUAAGGCUUCCCCAGAAGGACGAAGGCUUCCCCAGAAGGACGAAGGCUUCCUCAGAAGGACGAAGGCUUCCCCAGAAGGACGAAGGCUUCCCCAGAAGGACGUAGGCUUCCCCAGAAGGACGAAGGCUUCCUCAGAAGGACGAAGGCUUCCCCAGAAGGACGUAGGCUUCCCCAGAAGGACGAAGGCUUCCUCAGAAGGACGAAGGCUUUCCCAGAAGGACGAAGGCUUCCUCAGAAGGACGAAGGCUUCCCCAGAAGGACGAAGGCUUCCCCAGAAGGACGAAGGCUUCCUCAGAAGGACGAAGGCUUCCUCAGAAGGACGAAGGCUUCCUCAGAAGGACGAAGGCUUCCUCAGAAGGACGAAGGCUUCCUCAGAAGGACGAAGGCUUCCUCAGAAGGACGAAGGCUUCCCCAGAAGGACGAAGGCUUCCUCAGAAGGACGAAGGCUUCCCCAGAAGGACGAAGGCUUCCCCAGAAGGACGAAGGCUUCCUCAGAAGGACGAAGGCUUCCUCAGAAGGACGAAGGCUUCCUCAGAAGGACGAAGGCUUCCCCAGAAGGACGAAGGCUUCCUCAGAAGGACGAAGGCUUCCCCAGAAGGACGAAGGCUUCCUCAGAAGGACGAAGACUUCCUCAGAAGGACGAAGGCUUCCCAGAAGGACGAAGGCUUCCCCAGAAGGACGAAGGCUUCCCCAGAAGGACGAAGGCUUCCUCAGAAGGACGAAGGCUUCCUCAGAAGGACGAAGGCUUCCUCAGAAGGACGAAGGCUUCCUCAGAAGGACGAAGGCUUCCUCAGAAGGACGAAGGCUUCCCCAGAAGAACGAAGGCUUCCUCAGAAGGACGAAGGCUUCCCCAGAAGGACGAAGGCUUCCCCAGAAGGACGAAGGCUUCCUCAGAAGGACGAAGGCUUCCUCAGAAGGACGAAGGCUUCCUCAGAAGGACGAAGGCUUCCUCAGAAGGACGAAGGCUUCCUCAGAAGGACGAAGGCUUCCUCAGAAGGACGAAGGCUUCCCCAGAAGGACGAAGGCUUCCUCAGAAGGACGAAGGCUUCCUCAGAAGGACGAAGGCUUCCCCAAAAGGACGAAGGCUUCCCCAGAAGGACGAAGGCUUCCUCAGAAGGACGAAGGCUUCCUCAGAAGGACGAAGGCUUCCCCAAAAGGACGAAGGCCUCCUCAGAAGGACAAACACCUCUUCCCAGGAGGCGACUCUGUAUCCUGACGGCGGGUUCAUCUUGAGUUACCAUCUAAGACCACUGAACCCGAACUCUGAACUAUGUAUUCCAGAAGUAGUAUCACCUGGAUAUCCCCGGACCUUGUGA